AUGUGGAGGCCUGCCGUUGGCUGCGAAAACGUUGGGAAGUUUGAUGCGUUUCAAAAGAGGGAAAAGGAGUGGCUGUUUGUGCAGAACAGUGAGCUUUGGAAGCUGGGUGUAUGCCACACUGGAGUUUUACAAGCUCUAAGGCUGAAUUAUCUUCAUUUACCAUCUCACCUCAAGGAUUGCUUCUCCUUUUGCUCGAUUUUUCCAAAAAGAUAUGAAAUCCAGAAGGAAAAAGUAAUCCGAUGGAUGGCAGCAGGCUUAAUACUAUCAGAUGGUGCAAACAAACCGCCAGAGGUUAGAGGUGAUGAGUACUUUCAGGAUUUAUUGUGGAUGUCUUUCUUUCAGGAUACAGGAGAAGCUGGCAAAAAUGGCAUAAAAAGAUACAGAAUGCAUGAUAUUGUUCAUGAUCUAGCACAAUCCAUCACAAGAAAAGAGUCUGUCAUACUAGAGCAAGCCUCCCUUCUGGAAUUGCCUUUUAUUGCAAACAUGAUAAACCUAAGGCAUCUCAAUAUAACUGGAUGUGAAGCACUAACUUCCAUGUCGCCUUUCUUUAAUGGAAGAAGAUACAGUAGCUACAUUACAGAUGAGCAAAAGCUCAGGACUAUAUCGGGGGAAAAAUUAUGA
Molecule: messenger RNA, 621 nt
Organism: Ricinus communis (castor bean)
Lineage: Eukaryota; Viridiplantae; Streptophyta; Magnoliopsida; Malpighiales; Euphorbiaceae
Product: disease resistance protein RGA2-like
Exons: 2
Coding region: 1-621 (206 amino acids)
Biological process (GO): defense response to other organism
Source: RefSeq, a predicted model, not a curated record